GCACAUUGUAGGUUUUUCUCUGAGGACACAGCUGACUCGCGACGACUCUCCCUCCUUAGGCUGCAACCGGCUGCUUCUCCUUAAAUAUCAAAACGAUGUUUCGUUCAGCCCUCGUAAGACUAAACGGCGCUGCAAGAUGCACAGUGCUAGAUGGAUCAGUCAGAGUUCCAGCUGCUAUGGUGACUCGUAGCAUGUCCAAGGUAUCUACCGAGACUGAUGAUGAGUUUGAUGCUCGAUAUGUUGCUUACUUCAGCAGGCCUGAUAUUGAUGGGUGGGAAAUCCGUAAGGCCAUGAAUGAUUUAAGUGGAAUGGAUUUGGUUCCGGAGCCUAAAAUCAUCAUUGCUGCACUUCAUGCCUGCCGACGAUUAAAUGAUUUUGCUCUAGCAGUGAGAUUUCUUGAGAGUGUCAAGGACAAAUGUGGUCCAAAAGUAAAGGAAAUUUACCCUUAUGUUAUGAAGGAGAUUCAGCCAACACUCUCUCAGUUGGGAAUUAGCACUCCAGAAGAAUUGGGUUAUGACAAACCAGAACUAGCUCUUGCAUCUGUAUAUGAUGCCUAAUUUGAUUGUCAAAAUUUAAUAACUGUAUUUAUUGUCAAUGUGAGUGUAAGACCUGAAAUAUCAGUAGAGUCAUCAUAAUGAUAGUGGGUGAGUCAAGUUCUUAACAAUAAAUGAUGCCAACAUUUUUUAUGUAUAAGGUAUACCCUUUUCAUGUGUCAUUUGUGAAUAUACUUUAUUGUAUAAAGGGGAAAUCUCUGUAUUUGUCAAAAUAUAUAAUGUACAGCUAA
Macrobrachium nipponense is the source of this 784-nucleotide messenger RNA. RefSeq names its product cytochrome c oxidase subunit 5A, mitochondrial-like (gene COX5A). Gene Ontology annotation, biological process: mitochondrial electron transport, cytochrome c to oxygen. The transcript is spliced from 4 exons. Bases 96 to 557 code for a protein of 153 amino acids. NCBI's taxonomy places the organism in Eukaryota, Metazoa, Arthropoda, Malacostraca, Decapoda, Palaemonidae. The record is from RefSeq and is a predicted model, not a curated record. Gene Ontology annotation, cellular component: mitochondrial inner membrane.